AUGGCUAAACUGAAAAUAGUCGGUGGACGGCCCAUCACAAUGGAUGAAGCGAUCGAACUACGACAAACGGUAUUCGGAUCGGCAGCGAGUCCUCCUCGUGGUGAAUGGACACGCACUGGAUUUACAUUCGGUCCUGCAAACCAAGAAUAUCCGUACGGACUGCGUACUCCUCGCAACGCAACGAGAGGCAUGCAAUCCGUCCUGCAGGCACACAUUAUCAAACAGUUUAUAUUCGACAACAAGCCGCGUGACAAAUCGGUCCCACUCGAGGAGCUGCUGAAACCAACCGAGGCAGAACAGGCCCUGUCCCUCUACACCGCCAUGUCGGACAUACUGUGGAACAUUGGGGAAAAGACAAAAGCGAUCGUAGCGUUACCGGGUGAGGCGUCCCACAUACCGCAUAGCCACGUUUACUUUCAGGACAAUGUAACCGAGAAGCUGUACUUUUUCGAGUUCACCAAGCUGGACGAUCUGCAGAUAUUUAUGAAGCGAUAUUUACCCUACUUUACAGAAAAUCCUGGCCCCGGAACGCUGCUCUAUCUGUACAGUGCUGUAUUAACGCGUGGCAUGGAGAACAUGCGCAACGAUCUAGACGCACCGAAAGGAGCACACCUGAUGGGACCGCACGAGGAAGGUUCCCUCAACGUCAUUACACUGCUGCUAACAGGGCGUGCAACGCCGUACCUGCACAAUGGCGUCGUGUACGUUGGUGAUGAGGAUCACUAUGCCGUACCACAAUUUGGAAUUUUGAGCCGUGGAGCAAUCGGUCUGCUCGUUUGGGAGGGAGAAAACGAAGCGAUGCGCUCUGCAUCCCGUAUGCCCGGUUCACGGCUCAAAACUCCGGCCACACCGGUUUGGGUUAGCUGCUGCUGUGGCCAUUACGGAGUACUGUUCAACUCCAACCGGGAGCUGCUGCGCAACUAUCACGCCGAAAAGCGAUUCGAGCUGCAUUACUACACUUGCGCCGGUUGUUACCUUUCGAUGACCGUCGAUAACCGCGGACAGGACGAGGGUGGCGGUGAUACCGGUGACCAGGAAGGUGACCGCAAGCGGGACGACAUGGUCUCUACGCCGCUGGAAAGACUUAUACACACGAAAUGGAUGGACGCCAAGAUCACGUACCAUGGCGCUCUGCCGGCCUCGUUGAACUUCUAAAAGCUUUUAGCAUGGUUAUUUGUUGUGUGAUGUUUCAUCCAGUUAGAUCACAUUAAUGAGGAUUGU
This is a messenger RNA of Anopheles maculipalpis, 1221 nucleotides long. RefSeq names its product inactive ubiquitin carboxyl-terminal hydrolase MINDY-4B. The transcript has 5 exons. Gene Ontology annotation, molecular function: cysteine-type deubiquitinase activity; K48-linked deubiquitinase activity. Gene Ontology annotation, biological process: protein K48-linked deubiquitination. Lineage: Eukaryota; Metazoa; Arthropoda; Insecta; Diptera; Culicidae. Bases 1 to 1155 code for a protein of 384 amino acids. The record is from RefSeq and is a predicted model, not a curated record.